Brassica napus (rape) is the source of this 2437-nucleotide messenger RNA. RefSeq lists its product as uncharacterized. Lineage: Eukaryota; Viridiplantae; Streptophyta; Magnoliopsida; Brassicales; Brassicaceae. The record is from RefSeq and is a predicted model, not a curated record. The transcript is spliced from 3 exons. Bases 108 to 515 code for a protein of 135 amino acids.
CAUAGUAGAAGUUAACGUCAUCAGAAAUCUAAACAUGGAGUUCGAUGUCACCUCCCAGGCAAGAGUGCCUCCGAUUGUAAGUGGAUUCUCUUUAGAAGAGGCAUCAGAUGACUGUCAAAUUCUGGAGGCAUCUAAGUGGAUUGCCUUUAAAAGAGGCAUCAGAUGACUGUCAAAUUCUGGAAGGUGCACACAUGUUUUCCAAGGAUCAGCUAUAUGUUGGACAGGUGUUUCCAAGAAAGGAGGCUUUCAAAUUUCAUAUGACUCUGUACGCCAUAUCCAACAAGUUAAGAUACUUAGUGAAGAAGUUGGAGCCGAGAAAAAUACUGCUCGAGUGUGUAGAAGGAGCAAGCUGCGGGUGGAGGGUGUAUGCCACUAAGAUUGGAGGAUUUCCAAAGUUUGAGAUAAAUACAAUGGAGAACGUGCACACCUGCUCAGUUGAUGAUCGUUGGGCAUUCCAGAGCCAUGCAACUUCAACCGUUAUUGGAGAUAUGAUGGGGCACAAAUAUGGGACAUGAGGUGGAAGAGGUCAAAGACCAUGGACACUUGGGGUGAUCAUGAGAAAUGACCAUAAAGUUCCAAUCUCGUAUUGGAAGGCUUGGAGGUCAAGAGAGUCGGCUAUUGACCAAGGUGUGGGAAGCGCUGAGACAGCAUACCUGUCGUUACCAUCAUACUUAGAGCAGGUUGCUAAUGAAAACCCGUGGUCUAUAAUAGCAUUUGAAACAGUCCCACACCAGAUUGAGCGUAGAGCUUUAAAUAUUUGUUUCUCGCAUUUGGUGCGAGUAUCAAGGGAUUCCCUUACAUGAGAAAGGUUGUUAUUAUAGACGGAACACACCUCAAGGGGAAGUUCGCAGGAUGCCUCCUCACCAUAUAUUCCCAAUAGGAUUUGGGAUUGUAGACAGAAAGAAUGACCAGUCUUGGAUUUGUUUUUCCGACAAGCUUAUGAGUGUCGUUCCGGACUCUGAAGAAUUGGUUUUCGUCUCUGAUCGCCACACUGUGAUUUACUCUGGCAUAAAAUGGGUAAGUAAUGAGAACUACGCCAUUAUCUAAUGUCUUAACAUGAUAAAUAUAGAUGACAAUCAUAUUGUGAUACAAUUGUAUUAUGGUAAAUAAAACUAUUAGUCGCUAAGUUAUAACAUAUCAUAAACAUGAUCGCUUGGACUAUACACAUUCACUUAGCUUCAAUAUCGAAUGUAUUACUGUUUAUAAUAUUGAAAUUGACAAUGGUUAUCUGGCAGGUGUACCAAAGACACAUCACUGUGCGUGCCUGAUGUACAAAGAAACGUUCAAACCAUCUUCAAGAAGAAUUGCCUGAUUUACCUGAUAGCAAAGGCUUACCGGUUGGAAGACUUCUACAUUCACUUCAACGAGAUUAAGGUUAUUGAGAUUGUCUGUGCAUAUUACUUGAUGAGGAUUGGGUUUGAGCACUGAGCUAGCUCGCAAUUCUGAGGAGCACGAUACAACAUAAUUACUAGCAACCUAGAUGAGUAUCUGAACUCCGCACUUUCUAGCGCCAUGGAGUAUCCAAUAAUGGCACUGAUCGAGUACAUUCGGACCAUGCUAAUGAGAUGGUUUUAUACUAAGUGUGCUGCUGCGGCAGUAUUGGGUUUGAGCACUGAGCUAGGUCCCAAUUCUCAGGAGCAGGAUACAACAUAAUGACUAGAAACCUAGCUGAGUUUCUCGACUCCGCUCGUUCUAGAGCCAGGGAGUAUCCAAUAAUGGCACUGAUCGAGUACAUUCGAAUCAUGCUAAUGAGAUGGUUUUAUACUAGGCGUGCUGCAGAAGCAACAAAUGUUAACUGAUCUCACUCAAAUUACCCUAAGGAGUAAAUUACUCUCUCAAAUAAGAUGUUCAAUUAUUGUACUUAGGGAUCAAAUCCACAAGGAGCUAGGGAACCUAAUAAAUCUAAUCAGAGUGAUUAAGCUUGGUUGAUUAUGUUUAAACGUAAAUAGCAAGUUGUGAGCAAUGUAGUUGCUCGGUUGGUUUGAUUGGGUGUUUGACACUUAAAUGAAAUAACUAGACUUAGGGUUUCUAUUCAGGUAAUCAUGAUUAUAAUUCUACAGAUGCUUAAGAGUUGUAUGCAUGAUAUUAUAGAGCUCAAUCACUUGAAAACAAACCGAUCGGCGUUCGCUUUCUAGGUUUGUCAAUUUACCAGAUCUAAUGGUCUCAGCAGUAGGUCAGACCAAUUAGAAAGUGUCGAUCGAUGAUUCUAGAGGAAUAUUGAUCGAUACACCUUUUGUACUGUAGAUCCAUUAUUCUAUUGGAAUAUCGAUCGACACGCUCUUAGUCAAGCUUUACGCGCAGGUUGAAUAAUUUUCACUAGACUUACUAGAUCAGCUUUCGACUUAAUCUAACAAUCCUAGCUCAAUUAGCACGGAUUCAGGAUGAGAUUCAAGUGUUAACUUGUGCCUACAAUUCCUAGGUCAAGGUUCUAGUUAGC